AUGGCUGCUAUCGCAUUCUCCAAGCCAGUCUCCAACAUCGCCGCUGCCUUUGCGGCCCAGUCGGCUUCCUCGAACAUCCCCAUCCACCAGCCCGACUCCACUGGGCGUCAUGGCCCCGGCCCGCUGCCCACUCCUCCGCACUCCAUCUCGCCGACGCUAUCCGCCCACAAGGCCCGUCCUAGCCUCCAUGCUCGCGCACGCGCCUCUGAACCUGCCGAAAUGGAUAUAGACUUGGAGGAUGCCGUCGAGCAUGCCAAAGCCCAGGACCAGCCUGCUUCCGCACUCUCCAAGGAGGCUCUGGCCGGUCUGGAUGCCACUCGUCAGAUCACCGCCAUCAUGCUCGCUAAGCACCAUCUCCCAGGAAUCAUUCUGGGUCACGGCGCCAUGCCCAUCCGCGAGAUGAUGGCCCAUCUGACCCAGUCAGUCCCAGGCUUCUCCCGCUUGGCCCCUUCCAAGGCCCGAAGGCUCGUGGUUGCCGCGCUGGAACAUCGCGCUGGCGGUGGCCUUCAUGGCGAGGUCAAGUUCGAGAAGGUCGGCUGGGGCCGUUGGAGCGUUGCGGGACACGCAAACCACACCGACCGUGGACUGCCUAUCGGCGCUCACGGUAGGAAUGGGCCCACUCCACCAGCUAGCGUGGAUAGCAACUCCGAUGGCCUCCUCCGGUCCAAGAACAUGCGCAACGAGCGCGAUGUCUAUUCCGGUAGCUGGAAGGCUGGCACUCCCGAUAGUCGGGACGAGGAGAUGGCCGACCACAUGUCUUUGGACGGCUCCGAGGACACCGAGUCCGACACGUCCGACAUGGAUCUGGAAAACGAUCUGAACGACGACACGGACGAAGAAGACUGGUCUUCGAUUGGACCAGAAGCUCUUCGCCAGAAGAGUCGUAACGCCCGCCCCGUGUAUCGCGAUUAUAACUACCUUUCCCGAACAUCGGGCGCGCGUUUCCGCUCAGUUUCAGCACAGUCUGUGCCCCUUUCUCAUGCCGCGAGGACCACCACCCCGGCCUUUAAUUCUUCUUCUUACACUGCAUCCCGCGGUAACGCGGGCACUCUUCAUGCAUCAAGCGGCGCUAUGGGCUCUGGAAACCCAAACGCAGAGCGCGAGGCCAUUGAGGCCUUGAUUGCCAUGGGUUCCAUGUAA
Messenger RNA from Periconia digitata, 1140 nucleotides. The record is from the annotation of a GenBank genome assembly. Lineage: Eukaryota; Fungi; Ascomycota; Dothideomycetes; Pleosporales; Periconiaceae.